Penicillium malachiteum is the source of this 2064-nucleotide messenger RNA. Its product is annotated as glutaminase family protein. Lineage: Eukaryota; Fungi; Ascomycota; Eurotiomycetes; Eurotiales; Aspergillaceae. The transcript has 2 exons. The record is from RefSeq and is a predicted model, not a curated record. Bases 1 to 2064 code for a protein of 687 amino acids.
AUGAUGUUCACUCGAGCCCUUGGGGCAAUUGCCUUAGCAGGAUCUUGUUUGAUAUCACCUAGUUCUGGGAUUACUUAUGACCCAUUAAAACCUCCAUCAUAUCCCCUGGCAGUGCGAAGUCCAUACUUAUCAGCGUGGAUUCCUGGCAACGAUGUUGCAUCUCUGCCUAAUAGCAAUGCCCAAUUCUGGGCUGGAAAUGCCCUGGUUUGGACAGUGAUUGCUCGUGUAGAUGGCACAACAUACAACUUGUUUGGUGUCGCUAGUCCCAACGACGACACCGAAACAGGAACUGUCACCGCGGCCACGUACACGUCAACGCAUUCCACGUUCACAGUGACGGCCGGAGCUCGGAGCUUCACAUUGGACUUUUUCUCUCCAGUUUCACCUAAAAACUAUCUGCGUCAGUCUUUGCCCUUCUCAUACUUGACGGUGACAGUCGCUGCAGGCGACUCGACCUCUGUCCAGAUCUACUCCGAUAUUAGUGGAAGUUGGACGGGCCAGUCCACCGAUUCCACUUGGAGUCAUUCCACUAGUGGAUCAACAAGCAUCUUUCAGAUCGAAGCGGUCGGCCAGGCGAUCUAUUCGCAAAACAGCUAUGGUCAGGCUCUGUGGGGCAGUGCCGUCUACGCCACCCGCCCGUCCAGUACUAGCACUCUCUCCACUCAGGCGGGCCCGCGCGUCGCUGUACGGGCGCAAUUCGUGGAUGAUGGAACUCUCACGGGUGACUACGCGGACUGGACCCCUGGUGCAGUAACAGGAUUUGCUCAUGAUCUGGGCACUACUGCGGAUGAAUCUGCUGUCACUUUUGCUAUUGGUCACGUGCGACAGGAUUCCAUCAACUUUCUCGGCACCACGCAGACUGGUUAUUACCGUGCAACCUACGCGGAUAACAUCGAUGCUGUUACCUACUUCCUCGACGACUAUGACGAUGCGAACUCCGAGUCUACUGAGCUGGAUGACUUGAUCUCGGAUGCAGGCUCAGAUACUUUUGGAGAUAAAUACUCUGAUAUUCUGGCCCUCUCUGUGCGUCAAGUUUACGGCGGUACUGAAGUGACUAUUCCGAACGACUCUUUGGAUACCAGUGAUGUCCGUGCUUUCAUCAAGGAAAUCUCCAGCGAUGGUAACAUUAACACGGUCGAUGUUAUCUAUGCCACCUUCCCAAUCUUCUAUAUCCUGAGCCCUGAAUUUAUUAAAUUGCUCAUCACCCCAGUGUUUGAGUACAUGGCCACGGAUGCGUACUCGGAGAAUUACGCGGUACACGACAUCGGAUCGAACUAUCCCAAUGCGACCGGUCAUGAAUCUUCUGGCGAGAGUAUGCCUAUUGAGGAGAGUGGCAAUGUCCUCUUCCUCACUUAUGCGUACCAGGUUGCCAGUGGAGACACCGACCUAUACGAUACCUACUCCUCCCAGCUCGAGACCUACGCGACCUACCUAUACAAUAACGGACUAUACCCUGUCGCGCAACUCUCUCUGAACGACGCUCUCGGUGCCCUGGCCAACCAGACGAACUUGGCAGUCAAGGCUGCUGUCGGAUUAGCAGUCUAUGGAAAGUUGGCCGAUGACACCUCAUACCUUACUACUGGCCGAGACUGGGGUGACAAGAUUUGGACAAACCACCUGGGCACAGAUGCAGACGGAACUCGCUUCUUGAUCCAGUAUGGUAUCACCCCCUGGUUCCUUGUCUACAACCACUACCCGGACGUGUUGUUCGGUCUGGACGUUUUCCCAGAAGAUGCUUAUAAUGCUACCUCGGACUUCUACCCGACCGUCCGAGAAGAUGCCGGUGUUCCCUUGGAUGGCUCCCUAGCCUGGGGCCAGACUAACUGGCAAGGAUUCGCGGCCGCAACUGUUAGCGGUGACGCCCGCGAUAUUUUCAUUGAUGAUAUUUGGACGUAUAUCUCCAAUGGCCUGAAUACUGCUCCUUUCUCAGAUAAGUAUUUUGUUACGGCUAGUGGUGAUUACGCCGCUGGUGAGUCGGAUUCGUUCCGUGCGCGUCCAACCCUCGGCAGUCACUUCGCGUUGGCGGCUUUGUCUAAUGUUAAUACCUGGUCCUCGUCCUCGUAA